Macrobrachium nipponense is the source of this 862-nucleotide messenger RNA. RefSeq names its product acanthoscurrin-2-like. Bases 133 to 816 code for a protein of 227 amino acids. Lineage: Eukaryota; Metazoa; Arthropoda; Malacostraca; Decapoda; Palaemonidae. The record is from RefSeq and is a predicted model, not a curated record. The transcript has 2 exons.
CUUGCUCUUCUUUUGCAUGACACCUCUGCAUGAGGUCAAGGACCACUCUCUCGAAGCAGUAUAUAAGCACAGACCGAUGGAGUUGCAAGCGCAGUUCUAGUGUUUCCUUCUCCAACGCAAGCACUCUUCUGGAUGAUGGCACUCUUGCUGGUUACCGUCUUGGCCACAAUCGUGGCAAUAUGCCAGGCAGAUGGUGCUAAAGGCGGAUUCGGCGGGGGUGGAUUUGGAGGAGGCGGAUUUGGAGGGGGUGGAUUUGGAGGUGGCAGAUCUUACGGUGCACCUGGAUUAGGACAUGGAGGUGGCUCCUUUGGAGGCGGCUCCUUUGGUGGUGGUCACGGAGGUGGCUCCUUCGGAGGCGGCUCCUUUGGUAGUGGUCACGGAGGAGGAUUUGGAGGUGGAUCCUUUGGAGGUGGUCAUGGAGGCGGCUUAGGUGGGGUAUCCAUCGUUAGGCCGUCAUAUGGAAGUGGUGGUUUUGGAGGUGGGUCUUUUGGAGGUGGUCACGGAGGUGGAUUUGGAGGUGGAUCCUUUGGAGGUGGUCAUGGAGGAAGCUUUGGAGGGGGAUCCAUCGUUAGGCCAUCAUAUGGAAGUCGUGGUUUUGGAGGCGGAUCUUUUGGAGGUGGUCAUGGAGGAUUUGGAGGUGGAUCUUUUGGAGGCGUUCAUGGAGGAAGGUUUGGAGGGGGAUCCUUCGGUAGGCGAUCAUACGGAAGUGGUGGUUUUGGAGGUGGCUCUUUCGGUGGCGGUCACGGAGGAGGAUUUGGAGGAGGCCAUGGUGGUUCCUUCGGAGGUGGAUUCUCCAGCGGUCGUCGUUACGGAUAAUAAAUAUUAUCAAUUGUGAAGUAUAAAUUAAAUAACUGGAAUUCUA